Daphnia pulex (common water flea) is the source of this 865-nucleotide messenger RNA. RefSeq names its product tetraspanin-2A-like. The transcript has 5 exons. The record is from RefSeq and is a predicted model, not a curated record. The coding region runs from base 85 to 801 and encodes 238 amino acids. NCBI's taxonomy places the organism in Eukaryota, Metazoa, Arthropoda, Branchiopoda, Diplostraca, Daphniidae. Gene Ontology annotation, cellular component: membrane.
UUUCGAAAAUUGAUUCAGAAACGUCGCUAGAGUUUCAUUCAAAUUUUCCAUAUCCAAUCAUCGACGAAAUAAGUUGACAGGAAAAUGGUCAAAAGAAGUUACCUGGCAAACACUUUGCAUACCUUCAACGGUAUCUCGAUGAUUUUAUCCGUAGUCGUCAUGGGCCUAUGCUUGUGGCUCCGCUAUGAAUGGGACUUCAAGCACUACGUGUACGAACUGGAAGCCCAAAAGGUUUUGUGGACCGGCCCAUACAUUCUUAUUGCUUCGUCUACUUUGGCAAUGGCAACGCUCGUCAUCGGCAUCUGGGCAACUGUCGUCGAGGACUGCCAACUCUUUUUACUGUUCGUGAUGGGCAGCGUUUUGUCGGUCAUUCUGGGAAUAGCCGGACUUGCCUACACUCUCGAUCAUGGAAUCUACAAGUCUGACUUGACUCCGUGGUUGGAAGAACGCUUCUUUGUCCUCUUUCAUGAGAUGGAUCACAACGAAAAAUCGGCACGCAUCCUGCGAAUCAUUCAAGAAGAUAUUGAAUGUUGCGGUCCUUCCGACUGGAAAGACUAUGCGGCGUUUAACAAAGUCUUGCCAGACGAAUGCCGCAAUCCUUCGACUGGAAAUAUUGCGGGCGGCGGCUGCUCGGAAGAAUUCGCUCGCUGGAUGGAACCCAAAACUGGUUGGCUAUCUGGCAUCGCAUUGCUGCUUGUCGUCAUCCAGCUAGGAGGCAUAUCGACCAGCUUGUGGCUAAGGAAAGUAAUUUUGCGAGAGAAAUUCAAGGACAAUAAACCGUAUCGUCCAGUCCGGACAUAAAGAGAAGCUUUUAAAAUUUUCCAGUUUAAAUUUCUGACAUUUCUAAUACACGUAAUCAAAAGUA